AGGGGCCGUGUAGAAUUUAACCUCAAAACUUUUAUGCGUUCCGGAACCCUGAGAGGGUUCAAAAAUAAGUGUUCAACGUUCUCUCUCUCUCUCUCUCUCUCUCUCUCUCUUGUUGGCUGCAUCCAAAACUCUUGAGACUAGUGAAAAAACCUAGCACAAUUCACCCAAUCUCAUUGAGACUCUCCUUCGGUCUGCGAACCCUCUGCUUCCGUUGCACCCCCAAAUUAACCCUAAGAAUUGGUACGGCCUGGAGAAAAUGAAGCGCCACUACCACAACGACCAUUCACAUUUCUGCGGCGGCGGGAGUACUUCAUCCAGCGAUGGGGCGGCAAGUGGGAAAGGCAAGAUUAAGAUGUGGGAGGGAACCGAACAAGACGCCGGAGACGACGAGCUCCUGGCCGUGUUGGGUUACAAGGUGAAGGCCUCCGACAUGGCCCAAGUUGCUCAGAAGCUGGAGCAACUCGAGCAAGUGAUGAUGAUGGGUCAUCUGGCUCAGGAAGAAGGGACCGGGUUAACUCAUCACCUCGAUUCUUCUGACUCAGUUCACUACAACCCCUCCGAUCUGUCCUCCUGGCUCCAAUCCCUCGUUACCGAGCUCAACAACCCUAUUAUCACUCCCAAUUUCGACCGAUUCGAGAUUUCAUCAUCUCGUAAUUCCUCCGAUCUGAAAGCAAUCCCAGGUGAAGCCGUCGUCUCCCACCAAAUUCAACACCAGAACUAUAAACGGCACAAACCCGCUUCAACCACCGCGUCGACGUCUUCGAUUAGGACCGAGUCAACUCGACCGGUGAUUCUAGUCGACGACUCGUCACAAGAGUACGGGAUCCGACUCGUCCACACCCUCAUGGCCUGCGCGGAGGCCAUCCAACUGGAAAACCUCAAUCUCGCUGAGGUUUUAGUGAAGCAAAUCGGGUACUUCGCCGUCGCCCAAUCUGGCGGGGCCAUGAGGAAAGUCGCCACCUACUUCGCUGAAGGCCUCUCCCGUCGAAUCUACGGACUUUACCCUCCUCCUCCGAGUUACUCCCUCGGCUCCGCCUUCUCCGACCUCCUCCAAUCCCAUUUCUACGAGACCUGCCCUUACCUCAAAUUCGCUCACUUCACUGCUAAUCAAGCCAUCCUCGAAGCAUUCGCGUCUGAAAAACGAGUCCACGUAAUCGAUUUCAGUAUGAAACAGGGGAUGCAAUGGCCGGCCUUAAUGCAAGCCUUGGCGUUACGACCCGGCGGCCCGCCUUCUUUUCGCUUAACCGGGAUUGGGCCGCCGGCACAUGAUAACGCCGACCACCUACAGGAAGUGGGCUGGAAAUUGGCUCAGUUGGCCGAGACUGUGCACGUCGAGUUCGAAUUCAGGGGAUUCGUGGCGAAUAGUUUGGCCGAUUUGGACGCGUCGAUGCUUGAUUUAAGACAAGGGGAAGAAGCGGUGGCGGUGAAUUCGGUUUUCGAGUUGCAUCAGUUGCUGGCUCGGCCGGGGGCGGUGGAGAACGUUUUGAGGGUGGUGAAGGAGAUGAAACCAAAGAUCUUGACAGUGGUGGAGCAAGAAGCGAACCACAAUGGUCCCGUUUUCUUGGACCGGUUCACGGAGUCGUUGCAUUUUUACUCCACCCUGUUCGAUUCGUUGGAGGGUGGUGGGGGAUCGAAUCAGGAUAAGGUGAUGUCGGAGAUUUACUUGGGGCGGCAGAUUUGCAACGUGGUGGCGUGUGAAGGGGUGGACCGGGUCGAGCGGCACGAGACGUUGGCUCAGUGGGGAUCGCGGCUCGGGUCGGCGGGAUUUGAACCGGUUCGUUUGGGCUCGAUCGCUUUCACGCAGGCGAGCAUGUUGUUGGCGCUGUUCAACGGCGGGGAUGGGUACAAAGUGGAGGAGAGCGGCGGUUGUUUGACGCUGGGCUGGCACACUCGCCCACUCAUUGCCACUUCUGCUUGGAAACUCAGUGAACUCUGAGUCAACUCAAUCACACCGAGUUGGGUCGACUCAGUGCCACUCACUCAUGGAAACCAUAGUGGGAUGCACUGCUGAGAUGGUGUGGCGCCAGUGAGAGAGACCCACCACACACACAUACUCACUCUCUCUCUCUCUCUCUCAUUUACCUCUGUUUCUUCUUUCAAUUAUAAUUUUCUUUUUUGUUGAUGAUUGGGUGGAAUUAUGUUUGUGUUUUUUUUAAGUUUCAUGAGGUCAAUGUGUAUAUGUAUGUACUAUGCACUAUGUAGUAUAGCUUUUCUCUUUUUUUUGAUCCGCUAGCUUUUCUCUUAAUAACAAGGACAGUGGUAAUACUUUAGUACUUCA
Molecule: messenger RNA, 2278 nt
Organism: Rhododendron vialii
Lineage: Eukaryota; Viridiplantae; Streptophyta; Magnoliopsida; Ericales; Ericaceae
Product: DELLA protein GAI1-like
Exons: 1
Coding region: 257-1936 (559 amino acids)
Biological process (GO): regulation of DNA-templated transcription; hyperosmotic salinity response; negative regulation of gibberellic acid mediated signaling pathway
Cellular component (GO): nucleus
Molecular function (GO): DNA-binding transcription factor activity; sequence-specific DNA binding
Source: RefSeq, a predicted model, not a curated record